AUGUUAUCGCGGUCACGUGAACCUCAGCUUAGUCCAUUUGUUCUAGUACAUCCGGAUAGUAACUUCAAGCUUCAAGUUGCCAACUCACACUACAUCGAGUUUGGCACAAUGCCACAGCAGCUACCUCAAACUCAGCAUGGUCCUACAAUGAGAGUCGGGUCUGCAUUGAAAGCGGACGCCAAACGCGGUGCGACCUUGUCUGUGCGAGAAAUAUUGACGCUGAGACGGACCUCCAAACGAUAUUAUUUCCUGUCUAGAUUUCGCAGUGUUUGGUACGCGGCGUUCUGCACUGAAGUAUUGGCCCGCCACCUUCCGCCCCCUGGCCCUUCGUGCUCCAUCCGUGCUCUGAAUUCUGCAGAUCUGGAGCAUCGCACAUUAUUGGCUCUUUCCCUCGAGAAACGUUGGUCACGAUCCACGCCCAAUGUUAUUGCCUCGAGCAAGCAACGAGAGACCGUAGACCAGAUCCUGCUUAUCCCUGGUGGAACGCAGAUAUUGACCGUCCAUGGAAAUAAAGUGAUAUAUUGGCUCGUCUCUGGGCAGACAGGGGCCACAUACAAGCUUCAAAAGGUCGAAGAGUGGUUGUCGCCGAGUGAUGAUGCUUGUAUAGUCGUGAAGGACACCGAGGGCCAGGGAAUCAUUGCCAUCGGUUGCAGAGACCACAAGCUCUGUGACUACUCCCUCGUCCCUGGCAUUAUCGCAGGGAUAUCGCGGCACCUCCUUUUUUUAGAUACGACGUCAGAGCAGGACGGUGGCGGUCUUGAGCUCCUGGAUUGGCAUGCUCAAACAGAAGGUACUGCCCUGCUCCCGUGUAUACCCGAUCUGUUUGGUCCAUUUCUAGGCUUCGUUCAUUUCUCCGACCAUAUACUUGUAUCAUGGGAGACAUGCAUUAGUGUAUUCCCGGUGCCUGAAAUACCAGCCCGGGGACGGAUGGUGGUUGCCCAUACCAAGGUAUUCAUAUUUUCUGAGCCCAUUAGCUCGCCUGUCGCCUUCACAACUUGUGUCCCUCGAGGUUGGACCGGCAUAGAUGCCCCGGCGUACCCACCAUCCCACGAGAUGCCUUCCCUCACAAUCGUUGCGCGUCCCAAGAGCAAGUUGGGCAGGAUUGCUAUGUCGAUGCUUAUUCCGCUAAGCAACGAUGACGGUGCAAAGCAUUCGUCCAAUUUUCCAUAUCAGCUUCUCCGACUACCUCCAUUUGUUCCCGACGUGCCGAGAGAUACAGACAGGAACAUAGGGGGGCAGGAGUGCACGCAAAUAUGCAUGGGAUCGUCUGGGCGCGGGCUGUGCGUCUUUGGGCGGGAGAUCCGACUGUGCGAGCCAAGUCUGUUGUAUAUUCCCCCUCGUGAGAUGCAGUUUGGCCCUGCCUUCGAGCCGGGCAAGGCCAUAUAUGAGAUCGAACCUGGUGGCGACAGUGUUGGUGGAGACAGGGUAGAUUUCGACGAGGGAAUGGGACGAGUAUUCGGAUCAUCAUCGAGUGACAACGGUGGUACAAAGAACCCAUGCUGUAAUAUCAAGAGUCAUACUAGCACGCAUACUACCCUGCAGAUGACUUUCCGUGGCGGCUGGAAAUAUAAUUGGAAUAAAUAUUAUUACUUGAGGAGCAUAUUUUGUACUUCUACUAACAAUCUCUUUCAGCUGCAAAGAGCUCGCAACCUUCUAUCUAACUUCUUGUUCCUGCCACUAGCUUCCCCUACGAUUAGGAGGUUGACCCUGCAUAUCAGAAAACCAAUAUUACGGAUAUAUUGA
This is a messenger RNA of Suillus fuscotomentosus, 1743 nucleotides long. RefSeq lists its product as uncharacterized. The record is from RefSeq and is a predicted model, not a curated record. The transcript has 10 exons. Lineage: Eukaryota; Fungi; Basidiomycota; Agaricomycetes; Boletales; Suillaceae. Bases 1 to 1743 code for a protein of 580 amino acids.